Molecule: messenger RNA, 1554 nt
Organism: Dictyostelium purpureum
Lineage: Eukaryota; Evosea; Eumycetozoa; Dictyosteliales; Dictyosteliaceae
Exons: 2
Coding region: 1-1554 (517 amino acids)
Biological process (GO): actin filament bundle assembly; actin filament network formation
Cellular component (GO): actin filament; cytoplasm; actin filament bundle
Molecular function (GO): actin filament binding
Source: RefSeq, a predicted model, not a curated record
AUGAAAAAAAUUACAAAUAACGAAAAAAAUGGAAUUUUAGAUUGGAUAAAUCAAAGUUUAAAAAAAGAUAACGAUGUAAAAAACCUACUUCCAAUAAACGAAAACGACAAUAACAGCUUUAAAAAUGCAUUUAAAAAUGGUAUUCUAUUAUGUAAAAUAGCUAAUAUUUCCAUAAGAUCAACAAUAUUUGAGAAUGAAGAAAAAGUAAGAGAAAAUUUUAUUUUGUUUUUAAACGCUGCAAAAUCCUUGGGCUGUAAUAUAAAUGGAGUUACUAUUCAAGAGUUAUUAGAAUGUGAUGAGCAGUCUGUUUUAUUAUUAGUAUGGGAAGUAAUAGUUGUAGGGUUAAUAAAAAAAAUAUAUUCAGUGGAACCUUCAAGAUUUGUGUCACUUUUAAAGGAUAAAGAAACAAUCAAGACUUAUUAUGAACUACCUCCUAGAGAAAUAUUAAUACGUUGGGUUAACUUUCAAUUAAAUAGAGCAUGGAUGGAAAGAAGAAUAAAAAAUUUUAAUAAUGAUAUCAAAGAUUCAGAAGUCUACACUGUUUUGGUAAGAAGAAUUACUACCAAAGACGCUGGUGUUAAUAUAGAUGCUUUAAAUGAAGAGGAUUUAGAAAAAAGGGCUUCAAUGGUUUUAGAAAAUGCUGAUAAAAUCGGUUGCAAAAGAUUUCUAAAACCAACAGACAUUGUAAAUGGAAAUAGUAGGCUUAAUUUUGCAUUCAUUGCAAAUAUUUUUAAUACAAAUUUAGCUUUGCCCGAAAUUGAUCUUAACAACAUUAACAAAACUAUCGAUGAAAAUAUUAUUACAAGCACCAAUGUUUUCAACUACUCAAUGAUACAUAGCAGCAACACCAACUCAAUGGACUCUUUGUUUAGAAACUGGAUCAACUCUUUAGGAAUUUGUGAACGAUAUGUUUAUGAUCUAUAUCUUUGUACUCACGAUGGUGUAGUGUUAAUAACUCUAUUCAACAAAAUAUUUCCUAGUUUAGUAGACCACGAAAGAGUUGUAUAUCCGCCUUUUAAAUCCUCAAGGUCCAGAGAAAAGCUUGAAAAUUGUCAUUAUGUAGUAGAACUAUCAAAGAGAUGCGGCUAUAACGUAUCUGGUAUUAAUGGUGUGGAGAUUUACAAUAAAGGAAGACGAGGAACACUACGUAUUCUCAAUUGCUUAAUGAAAAGUUAUUAUAGUUUUCAAAUAGACCCAAAUCUUAAAAAAGAUUUAAAUGAAAUGCAAAUUAUUCAAACAAUUAAUAUAAUAUUGGAAAAAGAAAACAAGAGGCAAAUAUGUGGGGCUAGGUUUUUAAUUAGUCCAGAUUAUAAUGACUUUUUAGCAAUUUUAGAUUUUAUCAAUUUAAUUAAACCCAAAACUGUUAACUAUUCAUUGGUGCAUUAUGUUAAAAUUAGCAGUAACGAUUAUAAAAUAACUGACCUAGUUGUUUCCUAUUGUUUUAAAAUUGGUUGUAAUUUUUAUGGAAACCCAUUAGACUUUGACAACUAUAGAGAGUUUGACUCAACUUAUUUAUUAUUUUCUCUUUUAACACUAUAUAAAAUAAAACAAUAA